AUGGAGCCACAGAUGGAGAAGCCCUUCGCCAGCUUGGUGGAUGCUGAAACCACGGAUCAGACCUUGCCCAGUGAAAGGGCGCUGACGCAAACGGAUGUCACUGCAUAUAUGGAAUUUAAGCAGAGCGGCUUCCAAGAGGAAGCCGAUUGGGAUCGAACCUUACUGGGCGAUGGCGAGGACAGCAGUGAAGCGGAUUCUGAUCAGGAGGAGGUGCAUGGAGCCCACGGGAUGUGGGAUGAUGGAGAGGUGGCCGCAGAACAAGAUCCACUUUCAACCAUCCCAGGGGCCACAUCAUCCACCACUCUGCGUGCCACUGCGCAAGCGUGUCAGAGGGGGUUGGUGGCCAAGAAAAUUGAUUCCUCCAAUAAUUUCGAUUUUUUUUUCGACCUUCGCCUGCACAAUCGACAGAAAGAUCGGAGAGGCAUUGCCCAUUUCUCUGUCGGAGGUGUGGUCGGGAGCCAACUGCCACGGAUCUGUGUGGCACCCAAUUCUACCCAUCUUUGGAUUUUCAUCCGCCACGGUCACUUCCGAGCAAAACUGGCCACAAGGGCAAUUCCGCUCAACAAAACUGUGAAGGUCAGAUUCAGGCUGUUGCAAAAGAAGAUCACUGUGGACAUUGACAACCGCAUUGAAGGCAUCCUGGAGGCCGAGGGUUUGCACAUUCCAGUCCCGGCCAAAUUUUUUGCAUACUUCAAUGGUCCUGGCGACAAAGCAGCUGAUGCCACAGUCAGUGGUGCAGUGUAUCGUUGGCGACACUUUGCAUUGCGCCCCAGGGUGCAGGCGACAACGAUCUUUGAGCUUCCGCCCGAUGAGAUUCAGCUGAUGCGAGAGGUGACCAACGAAAUCCAAAAGGCCCGGAGGUGGGCGACCUUCGAUGCCAUUUUUGGCUUGGUUGUUCUGGUGAAUGCCAUCGCCAUGGGCGUGCGAAUUGACUGUCAGUGUGGGUCCGAUUUGCUGUGGCAGGUGCUUGACAACAUUUUUUUGAUAGCCUUCAUUAUUGAGUUUUGCCUCCGAGCAGCCAUCAGUGGCAUCCGACACUUUGGCAUCAUGCUACUGAGCGACAGUUGGAUCCAAUUUGACUUUUUGGUCGUGUGCUUAAGCAUCGUAGACACUUGGGUUCUUGGCGGCGUCGGCAGUGGUGGCGUCUAUACCCUCGCCCGGCUGUACCGCCUACUGAAGCUGGUGAAGAUGGUACGUGUGCUGCGGGCCUUCCGUCAAUUGGCCAUGUUGGUUGAGGGCAUCUUGAGCUCCUUACAGACCUUGUUCUGGGCCGUGCUGCUGCUGGGCAUGACCAUCUUCAUCCUGAGCGUCCUUCUGGUGACCAUGUCCCAAUGGAACCUGGCGGCCACCACUGCAAUCCUCCCAGACUUCACCACUUUGCCAUCUGCCAUGUGGACGCUGAUCCAGGUUGCUACCUUUGAUCGAUGGGUUACCAUUGCCAGGACUGCGGCGUUUGAUUUGGGUGAGGCUCAUGGAACAGCGAUAGCUGUGGUCAUCCUGUUGAGUGCUUGCAUCACCGGCUUGGGUUUGAUGAAUUUGGUGGUGGGAAUUCUUUGCAACACAGCUUUCAAGUUGGAAGCGCGGCAAAGUCGAACUCAGGGAGCGGAGCGGCUGGUCUCACAACAGGAGGCCUUGGAAUUGUUUCGGCAGCAGCUUCUGAAGCAUGGCACCUAUCUGCUGAAGAACAACCGGCAGAUUUCAAAGGAGGAGUUCACUCAAGCCUUGGAGGACAGCAACAUCAAGGCCUUGCUCCGGAUCCUGGACCUUGGCCCUGAGGAUUUCAAGGCCUUGGCUGCUGCCUUUGAGGAGGAUGGGAAUGUGGAGAUCGAUGGCAUCAUCGAGGCCAUUGGUAUCAUUGAGCUCCAGUCCUACUUCACUCGCAGCAUCGCCAACAGCGUCAAGAAAGACAAGGCGCGUACCGCGUUGAGACCGGUGGAUCUGCUCUUCUUCACGGUGAGUUUGCGGCAACUGGAGACCUCCAUGGUGAAAAUUGAACGCAGUGGCCGGAAUCUCUGUGCCUUUGCCUACGAUGUCCUCAGUGUGCUGUACACCAGAGCCGAAAAUUCAUUUACACUUCUGCGGCUCAACAACGACGUGAAAUGGGCACCACCCGGAUUGAAAUCUGAAGUAGCGGUGUCAUCGCUGGACGUGCGGAAGAUGGAAGAGACGGCAAACCAGUUCAAUCUAGAUUCAGAGGAACAACAGCUGGUCAUGCCGAUUGAUGUGCUCUUUGGGAGUAUGAUCGUGAUCAACGGAGCUUUCGUUGGUAUACAGGCAACACAGAAUGACGACAACACCCUGAUAUAUUGGAUUGACCUGGGCUUCACUAUUAUAUUUACCAUUGAGUUCAUUCUACGCGGCAUCUUGCAAGCUGGAUUGAACUAUGUUCAUCAACCCGAGGAUACCGACACGGAUUUCAACUUUUUCGAGCAAGCCAACCGGAGAGUGAGUCGUUUUUCCAGCUUGAGGUCCAGAAUGAGGUGCUGGAUUUUUCCUCCCUGUCCAACGGGUGGAGUUCGGAGCGUCUUGGCGGCCAUGUGCCUUAGUCUCAAGGAGUUUUCGGUCCUCUUUGAUUUCGUGAUCAUCGUACUCUCCUUGUUGGAUUCACUGGUGAUCGUCCAACUUCGCAACGCUGGGGUACUGAACCUGGAUACCUCUGCCCUUUCAGUGUUGCGCGCCUUUCGUCUCUUCCGACUGGCCAAACUCUUGCGGGUCUUCAAACUGUUUCCUCAGCUGCAGAAGAUGGUCUUUGCCCUUAUAGAGACCUGGCGUCAGGUGUGCUGGGCACUGGUUCUGAUUCUGCUGGUAUUGUAUGCCUUUUCCAUUUAUGCCGUGACCAUCGUGGGGAACGACGCCGAGCCCGGCUCGCCCCUGAAGAAAUACUUCGGGGACUUGCGGAGUGCCCUACUGACAGGUUGGCAGGUAACGACCUUCGAUCAUUGGGGUGAUGUCUUGACCGUCUCCAAAAGCAACCUGCUGAAUCUGGUGGUGCUUCUAUUGCUGGCCGUGGUCCUUGGGUUGGGUUUGAUGAACAUGGUCAUCGGCGUCCUUUGCGAAAGCGCCCUCGGGUUGCAGGCCAAGGAUGAGGCGGAACUUCAGAGGGGGGAUCUCAUCACCUUCCUAACCGCAACGAAGAACCUGCAGGAGGCCUGUGGAAAAGAAUUUGGAGAACAACUUCUCUACGCCAAUAUGCUUGAGAGAACCACUGGCUUGAAGAUGCAUUCCAAGCUGCAACCAGGCUCCGAAGCCAUCGAGCGCUUCGGCUCGCAAAGAACUCUGUCGCAUCCAUCAGUCAGCGCGCAGAAUGGCCAGUCUGUUCAAGCAUUUCAGAAGAAGCUAGAGGAGGCCUUUGAAAAAGCAGGCCUGCACAGACUGCUGGUGAAGAGAAUUUUCGACAAGGUGGACCAUGGAAGGCUUGGAUACAUGACAGUGGACGAUUUGACCAAAGGAGCCCUGGUCGUCAAAGAGGACCUGGCGAAGGUGGAAUUGUAUGGCUGCAUGGCAGCCCUCCGCGAUGUCAGAGCCAAGUGUGUCAAGAUGAACGAGUGCAUCAUGAAGGUUCAUGUCUCCAUGCAACGAGUGCUGGAAGAAAUGUGCGCAGUAAUUCAUCGGCGAUACCAGAAGGAAAUGCUGGGAAGCAGCCCAGCACCCAAUCCAACAGACUAUGACGCCAGCAACUUAUGUCCAGAAGCAGAGCAGGCCCUCAUCGAAAUGUGCAAAUGGUUUGGUGAAGGGAGUCUCCCUCACAUUGUGGGGAUGGGUUCAUUACGCGUGAGCACUGGCACAGGCAAAGUGACAGUACUGGGCGACGAAGUGGUUGGAUCCGGCACCGCUUUUCGUACGGAAGUCCAGGUUGGAGAUAUCAUUCUCAUUGAGCCCAUGGUGGUCCAAAAGAGCGGCGAUGCGGCGGCCAAGAAGACUCUGGCGUUGGCAGUUGCCGUGGUGCUGUCGCAAAGCAGACUGAAGAUUGCAGGGUUUAUGCUCUCGGAAGCUGUACCUGACUACGUGACUUUUGUGAUUGCACGUGCUGGUAGUCCACAGGAGGAAGCAGAACCAGCCAGAGCUCCCUUCAGUGGGACAACGGCAUCAGUUCCCAAGCACAUGUCCCCACGCAGUGCGCAACAUCUCUUCGAAUGGGAUUUGCAAACACAAAGACGAGACGUGGUAAAUUUGCGUGAGGCAGAGGCGGAAAACCUUAGAUUGCAAAAGUUAAAGAAAGAAGCCGACGCUGAGCUGGAAAUGGUUCUCCAACGGCCCUUAAUGAUAAUGUGUUUGCAGGCUUGGAAGUCGCAGAUUAAGCCCAGACAGAAAACGGUUUCACUUUUGUGGUAGGCAGUUGCAGGCAACACCAAAGCAUGGCCGCAGCUGACAAUCGGGCCAAUGUGCCGCGAUGUUUGGUACAGACAGGUUCUCGUUUCACAGGCCACAUGCCUCUCCGUAGAAAUGGUAAGGACAAAAAUAA
Messenger RNA from Cladocopium goreaui, 4462 nucleotides. The record is from the annotation of a GenBank genome assembly. Lineage: Eukaryota; Dinophyceae; Suessiales; Symbiodiniaceae.